AUAACAAAAUUCUACAUUCGCACAUAUAUCAUGAUAUAAAGAGAGGAUAACGAAAACUGCACAUAACGCUGUAGUUAAGUCAAAACAGGACAAGUAUUGGUGUACAGAAGAUAUUUUAGCAGAAGUUUAAUUCUUCGGUUAUUAAAUAGAACGAGAAUCGACCGGCUUAAUUUAUUUCUACAAAAUGAACAAAGGUCUUGUGUUGGGUGUGUAUGAGCCUGAGACAAAGGAUGGAGCGAUUGAUGUAACCAGUAGUCCAUCAGCAGCACACUUCAAUUCUCUGAGUGAAGGACAACUUGCCAAAGUUCUCCAGGUUGCUGGAAGGGAUUUGAAGGCUGGUUCCAGUCGAACACUGUUCAGUGUGAUACCUGGCUACGAUACGACCGCUAUCUGCUGUCUUGGAAAGAAAGGGGCCAAGUUCAAUGAGGCGGAACAGAUUGAAGAGGGAUGGGACAACAUCAGGGCUGCAGUGGCUGGUGGAGUGCGAGCCUUACGUUCCGUUGGGGAGGUCGAGCUGGAGGUUGAUCCGUGUCUUAUGGCUGAAGCUGCUGCAGAGGGUGGGUACCUGGCCCUGUUUGAGUAUGACGAGCUUAAGGAUCCUGAAAAGAGGAAGAAACCUGUUAACCUGACCUGCCUCACGUCUCACGUGGGAUCGUCGGAAGUUGGAUCAGUUGAUAGGAUCAAGGCGUUGUGGGCGAGGGGCAAGGCGAAGGCGGAGGGUCAGAACUUUGCGAGGCAUCUGAUGGAGAUGCCGUCCAACAAGCUCACCCCUCGACUGUUUGCGGAAAAAGUCCAGGAGAAGUUCUCAGGAAGGCAGAAUGUCAAGGUUGUUGUCAGGGACAAGAAGUGGAUUGAAGGUGAGAAGAUGAACUCGUUCCUUGCCGUGGCCCAGGGGUCAAACGAGCCUCCAUACUUCCUGGAGGUCGUCUACAAACAUCCCCACUGCAAGAUGGACAAACCUCUUGCUCUUGUCGGCAAGGGGAUCACCUUCGACAGUGGUGGUAUCUCUAUCAAGCCAUCGGCCAAUAUGGACCUAAUGAGGGCCGACAUGGGCGGGGGAGCCUGUAUCCUGGGAUCCAUCCUUGCAGCGGACAACAUGGAACUAAACACGUACCUGCACGCUUUCAUUCCAAUGACCGAUAACAUGCCAAGCGGCCAUGCAAUCAAGCCUGGUGACGUGGUCACUGCGCGCAGCGGCAAGACCAUUCAGAUCGACAACACGGACGCGGAGGGGCGGCUGAUCCUCGCUGAUGCGCUCAACUACGCAGAGACUGUGAACCCCCUGCUAAUCCUUGACAUGGCCACCCUGACUGGAGCUAUAGAUGUAGCCCUGGGUGCAGCAGUGACUGGAGUGUAUGCCACCAAUACUGACACAUUCAACAUCCUUCAGAAGGCUGGUACCCGUACUGGAGACAGGGUGUGGAGGAUGCCUCUGUUGAAGCACUACACCAAGCAGGUCACCGACAGCAAGCUUGCAGACUUGAACAACAUUGGGAAGGCUGGACGCUCUGGCGGCUCCUGCACCGCAGCAGCUUUCCUCAAGGAGUUUGUGACGCACUCUGACUGGAUGCACCUGGACAUAGCUGGUGUGAUGGAAAACAAGGAUGAUGUGCCCUACCUCAACAAGGGCAUGGCUGGUCGACCAACAAGAACCAUUAUUGAGUUCAUAGAAAUGGUUUCCAAGUCAGAGGGUUCUCAUUGAAAAAUGUCUUUGUUUCGCACAUCUACAGUUGUACCACAACAUUUUUGUUGAACAUUCCUACUGUAUGGGUGUUGGUAUCAGACGGAUUUAUCUUAUACAUUGUGUUAGAGAACUUUUUUUUGUUUUGAUUAAACAGAGUGAUUAUUUUUGAGGAACAUACAAAUUGCAUUAAAAUUAACUUAAAUUUAAAAAGUGUCAUACAUUUAUUAUUAAACAUUUUUAUAAUGUACCUGUUGAUGUUAUUGGAUAAUGGUGGCAAAAAGGUAAAAACAUGUACAUCACCAUGUUUGGCUUAAAGUGAUUUUUUCUCAGAUUUUCGUAUAAAAAAAUAAUUCAAUAUAGUCCUUAGUCAUGAGUGUUUUUUCCAUUGUUGAAACACAAAGUGUACAUCAUUUUUGUAAUAAAGGAUAAUUAUUUGAAAAUCUUCAUUUAACUAAACUGUGAUUAAGUCACUUUAAGUUCAAGAAAAUAUUGUUUGCAUUCGUGUUGGGCAUCCGAAUGUGCAUGGACAAACACAUGAAAUUACAAAACCAUAUGUUUUACAUAAUUUAUUUGAUAACAAUUAUAAACAAACCAGAAACAACCCAUUUAUUUGUAGAUAACAAUAUUCUUAGACACAAAGCAUUUCAAAAGUAUUUCAAAACUUCAACAGACUUAAUUUAUAGGUUUAAAUAUUCCAACAACUUUUAAAUACAGUAUGACAUAGGAACGUUUGGGAUAAUAAUGACAUCAUGAUCAACGAUAUUUUGCUAUCAAUUAAUUUGCCUUCACGUAUACAUGUUCUAUAAUAAUUAAUUAAUAAUACAUAUAUUCGGAUGAAUUUAUACUAUUUAUACUUGUUUUAUAGACAUUUGUAGUUGUUGUUGCUUUUUGAUAACCAGAAUUUGUACUUUCCGUGGUGCCUAGUGCAUGUCAAAAUCCAUCUCAAAAUCCUAUGAAAAUACAAAUAAAGUGCAUAUAUAACAAA
This is a messenger RNA of Dreissena polymorpha, 2669 nucleotides long. RefSeq names its product cytosol aminopeptidase-like. Gene Ontology annotation, cellular component: cytoplasm. NCBI's taxonomy places the organism in Eukaryota, Metazoa, Mollusca, Bivalvia, Myida, Dreissenidae. The record is from RefSeq and is a predicted model, not a curated record. Gene Ontology annotation, biological process: proteolysis. Bases 185 to 1702 code for a protein of 505 amino acids. The transcript has 13 exons. Gene Ontology annotation, molecular function: metalloaminopeptidase activity; manganese ion binding.